UCCAAAAUUUCAAUCCUCUCUCCAGUCUUCUUCUUGAGAAAGUCACUUGGAGAAGAUUUCCCCUUAAAUCUUUCCCAAAUCACCCAGACAACCCCCCUAUCUAAGGGUUUGGCUUGAUUGUGAGCCUCUUUCCUUUUUCUUUUGAACGUUGUUUUAGAAGAAAGGCUUGAGCUUUAGCAUGAUCAUGAAGAACCCACAGUCAACCUUGCCACCAGGAUUUAGGUUCCACCCAACUGAUGAGGAACUCAUCCUCCAUUACCUCAGAAGGAAGGUCACAUCUUCACCUCUCCCUGUUUCCAUCAUAGCAGAGGUGGAUAUCUACAAGCUUAACCCUUGGGACUUACCAGCUAAAGCAGCUUUUGGUGAGAAAGAAUGGUACUUCUUCAGCCCUAGGGAUAGGAAGUACCCAAAUGGAGCAAGGCCCAAUAGAGCAGCUGCUUCAGGGUACUGGAAGGCCACUGGCACAGACAAAGUGAUUGUGGCUUCUUCUGCAGCAUCUGCACAUCAGUACCAUGAGAAACUCGGCGUGAAGAAGGCGCUGGUCUUCUACAAGGGAAAGCCUCCCAAGGGAGUCAAGACGAAUUGGAUCAUGCACGAGUACCGCCUCGCCGAGUCGCCCGCUUAUAACAGUCGCCCCAAUACCAACCCCUUGAAGCUUAAAGACUCUUCCAUGAGGUUGGACGAUUGGGUUCUGUGUCGGAUUUACAAGAAGACCAACGUGUCACCUCCCGCUACAGCUUCAGUGGCCACACCUGAUCAAGAUCAAGAAGAAGAAGAAGAAGGCCUCAGUAGUUUUCACCAAAACGAAACGUUGAAACCGUUAACAGAUAUCCCCGUUAAUAAUGGUCAAAACAAUGGUGGCCUCAUGCCUCAGAAGUCCUCUUCAUUCUCCAAUUUAUUGGAUGCCUUGGACUACUCCAUGCUCAGUAGCUUUCUAUCUGACAGCAACCCCCAACUGGUCAACAUACCCGGGUUUGACCAAUCAACCUCAUUGAUUCCAAAUAACAAUAAUUAUGUGGAGAUGAAUGAUCAGCACAUGUUCAUCAAUGGGACUUGUAAUAAUGGAAGCAACGGUUGCUUUGCCCAGAAGCUGCCCCAGCUCAGCUCUUCGUCAUCGGCUCCAUUCAUGGAGGAGAACAGGCUCAAGCGUCACCGUCCGAUUGCGACGGCAGAUGCCGACACGGCGGCGUAUCAGCCGAAGAGGCUCCUCGGUCACUGCAGCUUCACCAACACCACAAGCCAAGUGGCCGACUUCCCGCAGUAUAACUUGAUCAAUAGCUACCCAUUCUUGAAUCAGCAGUUGCUGCUAGGUCCAAAUAACUACAGUCAUUUUCACGGAUAAACGGAUGGCGCAAAGGCGGAUUAAAAAAAGGAAGAGAUGAUUAUUUAUGUUCGAGCCAGACACGAGUGAAGUAGGGAUUUUAGGGAAGUAAUAUAUGGAUGUGCAUGCAUGAUUCUUCUCUCCCUUGACAACGAGGGAAAUUGGAAAUGUAAUCCACAA
Molecule: messenger RNA, 1501 nt
Organism: Syzygium oleosum
Lineage: Eukaryota; Viridiplantae; Streptophyta; Magnoliopsida; Myrtales; Myrtaceae
Product: NAC domain-containing protein 2-like
Exons: 3
Coding region: 179-1342 (387 amino acids)
Biological process (GO): regulation of DNA-templated transcription
Molecular function (GO): DNA binding
Source: RefSeq, a predicted model, not a curated record